Messenger RNA from Didymodactylos carnosus, 6335 nucleotides. Lineage: Eukaryota; Metazoa; Rotifera; Eurotatoria; Philodinida; Philodinidae. The record is from the annotation of a GenBank genome assembly.
ACAAAAAAAACUGUUAGUUAGUUUCUUUUCGUUAAGAGAUCAUUCUGACCUUCAGUGUGAUCAGUAUUUAUCUUCGUCUCCUCUCUAUUUUCAUUCUCCUCACAAAAACGUCUUUCCCUGCAGGGAACGCAGGUAAAAUCUUCUCCCCUGCAGAGUGCAGGCAGAAAAACAUUCUUCUUUAUCUGCCGGCCGUUAGUGGAAAUUUUUUUUAUUCACCUGCAAACUGCAACCUGCCUGCACUGCCUGCAGUUUACCAUGCAGGUGAUCAGCUCUGUUCGGAAUCAGCAUGAUCGCUUACCUAUCCCCCACUAGGUUUCGUCUCAAAAGUGAUUGGACAGUUGGUGGAUCUCCCUUGUCAGCUUCUGAUAUGCAGAGCGGAUCACAGGUUAGGUCAUUUUAUUAUGUGAUCAGAUGUUUGUCAUGUAGUUGAAGUAGGUUAUCGAUGUUUUGUUUUCUACAUAUUUAAGAUCAGUUAGACCAGAUUUAUUGUUUUAUUUUUUUCUAUCCUAGAAGAGGGAUCAUCUAUCGAAAAACCACCAGUGUCGUUUAAUUGUUUAUGGGAAUACAAAUCACUUUAUAGUGAGAAAUGGUAUGAAUUUUCUGCUAAUGAAAGUUCACAAUUAAAUCAGGCAUUAUCAACAACCGAUGGAUCCUUCGAGACAACAUUUUAUUUAGCAACACAGCAGCAAAAUAAAUGCGGUAUAUCAAUGAUGAAACUUUUAAAAACCGAUGAUAAUGAUUCGGACGCUGACAGUCUAUCAUGGGUUCGAUGUAAAGGUUCAAGUGUCUACAAUUACAAUAUACUGUCAUUUUGGCAAAUGAUGUUAAUUAAACAUCCAUCAAUGGUUGGAGAAAUCGGCAAACAAAGUUCGGCAUCACUUCAGUUUAUUCAAAUACCAAAUAUAUUUGAUGAUAAAAAUUUUCAAUAUCAAUUACGAACAUGGUAUAAUUGUCAACCGCUAACAAAUGAUCUACUCAAUUGUGCAAUAGAUAAUCGAUUGAGGUAUCUUGUAGAUAAUCAAUUAUUUUUUAAUAAUGAAAAAAUUCACUUUAAUUUACAAACAUUCACAUUUAAAAAUGAUAAUCAAACAAUUGAAGGCUAUUUAAGAUGGUUGCCAAAGUUUGUUGCUAUAGAUCAAAACACAAAACAUAUAAUAUAUAUUGAUAAUAGUUACGAGCAAUUGAAUAAUGUACAAGACGCUGUACCGUUAACAUUAAAAAUUUUACAAAAUUUACAAUCCUUAAGACGCCAAAAUACGUUAAAUGAAGAGGAUACAGAUGAUGGACAAACUACAACAACGACAAACGACACGGAAGAAGUUGUUGUCAAUGGUAUUGAUGUAACAAUUGGUGACAAUCAUGGACAUGGACAUGAAAAUACAACUGAUCUCAACGAUCAACAAGACGAUAAUGAACAAGAAUCAAAGAAAACAAAAGGUGAUACCGACGAUUUGACAUGGAAGGAACCGGAUGUAAACGACAUACCAGUAUCAGUCGAUAAUGCCGAUGUGCUUAACGAUGAAUUGAAAGAUAAGAAAGGCGCAUACGAAAAGGCUAAUGCAAGUAGUGCUUAUAUCGAUAAAAUAAUUAAGGAAAAAGAAAAAAAAUUAAAGAAUAUUGAAAAUAUACAACAGUCACCAAAACAGACGUUAAUGGAAUCAUUACUCUUAUCAGCGUCAUAUGAAAUAAAAGCAGAAUUUAGUAGUUCGCAACAACAAUCAGAACAAGUAAAAAUAGAUGAAUAUAGACGCGAAAUUGAAAAAUUACAAAAACAAAAGGAAGAAUCAGAUAAAAUUAAAAACGACCGAGAUCAAGAAAUGCAACAAUUAAGAGCACGCUUAAGAAUAAUUGAAAUGGCAAAGGAAUAUCAAGAAGAAAUUGAAAAAAAUUUAGAAACAAUUGAACAUAAAUUACCUAAUAAAGAUUAUUUACCAAUCUAUCCUAAUACAAUACAAACAUUGCUACGAACACUUCUCAAUAAGAGUAGUGUUGGUGCGAAAGAUAUUGUUAACUUUAUUACUGUUGGUAAAAAACGUGAUCCACAACAAUCAACACAAGAUAUAUAUAUUGUUGUUGGUUUUCAUCAACAUCAUAAAGAAAUGAAUCUCAUUAAUCAACGUAUAAAUAAAUUGAUAUUAAUAAUAAAAUCAAUACAAGAAUAUUAUGAAUGUUAUUUAAAUAAAAUAAUAUCAAAUUUAUUAAAAAAAAAUUGUUGGCCUAUUAAAUGUCAGUUGAAUGAAAUUACACAAUAUUGGAAACAAUAUUUGAAAAUAUUUGAAAAAAUGUUACAAGAUGAAAAAAUUAAAUAUUGUAAAGAAUUUAGUGAUAUGAUUAAACAAAAAUGUCAAGAUAUAAUCGACUUAUGUAUUGGAAAUAAAUCAAAUUGGUCACAAAUCCCUUACAAUGAAAUGCGAUCUUAUAUUCAAUCAAAAGCAUUUGAAAUUGUUAUUGAAGAAUCAAAACGACAAGCAUUUACACAAUUUAUUGAAGAAAUAAAAGCUAAAUUAGAAAUACAGGCCUCAGCUAAUGCACAGAAAGUGAGAGACAAACAUUUGAAAAAUUUGGAAAAUAAAUUUGAAUAUGAUCUUAUGUAUAAAGGUAUCAAUCGGCAACACUUUAAUUUAAUACCUGAUUUAAUACAUCGUGCUAUCAUCUACUGUCAUUGUUAUGAACUACAAUUACCAUUGUAUGAGUCAUCGCUGGAUUUAUUAGAAAUAAUAAAACAGCAUACAGUUAUAUCUCUAUCAACAUCUACUGGUAGUGGUAAAUCAACAUUAAUACCAGCAUUAUUAGCUGCCGACGGUUAUCAAAAAAUCUAUAUUACACAACCAAGACGUUUACCAUGCAAUUUACUAUCCCAACAUGUCAAUAAGAAAAUAUCUGACAUAAGUGGUUGGUCUGUUGCCGGUUCCUCAUACAAAAUCAAGCGACCAAUUACAUAUUUAACUGAUGGUCUCUUACGUGAAUAUUUACAAUCGGAUGAAUUGGUAAUACAGCGACAAAUUCAGAAUAAUAAUAAAUCGAUAAUCUUUUUUAUUGAUGAAGUACAUGAACGUUCAGUUAACAUUGAUUUAUGUUUAGCUUUAUUAGCACGACAAUUAUCAUUAUAUCCGCAAAUUCAUUCUAGAAUAAAAAUUAUUUUAUCAUCAGCCACCUUAGAUCCAUCAAUAGCAGGUCUAUUUUCAAAAAAUAAAAAUAAUUACAAGUUUUAUGAAUUUAAAGCAAAAGCGGCAACAACAACAUUGCAUUCAAUAACCGAACAUGAAAAUCAAACCGAUGAAAACAUAUUUAAUUUGAUAAGUAAUUUAAAUGGUGCUAUGAAUAGUCAAAUAUUAUGUUUUGUUAAAUCAACAUACGAUGUCGUACAAUCAAUUAAAUUAUUAUCAACAUUAAAAAAUUUAAAAUCAUAUCCGUUGAUACAAUCACAAUCAGCUAAAGAACAACAAAUAAUAAUUAAUAGUCAUAGUAUAUUUUUUUCAACAACAGUAGCUGAAACAUCAUUAACAUUUCCAUCAUUAAAAUAUGUUAUUGAUACAGGUAUUAUUAAUAUGCCUGUUUAUGAUCUUGAAACUGAUACAACAAUAUUAAAAGAAUCACCAGCAGCACGUUCAACAAUCAAACAACGUAAAGGACGUGUUGGUCGUACACAAAAUGGUGAAUAUUAUGCAUUGUAUAAUUCAAAUACAAUCAUCAGAGAUUAUCCUAUACCGCAAAUAUGUCAAACAGAAUUAAGUCAUAUUGACUUUUCAUUGAGACGUUCAUCAUUGAAACAGGGUUUAAAUUAUUUACAGCAAUGGUUACCUAAUCCACCUGAACAACAAUCAAUCGAUCAAGCGAUCAAACAUUUACAAAAAUUAAACUUAUUAGACAUAAAACAGAAUUUAACUGAUAUUGGUCUCAAAUUAACUAAGCUACCUGAUUUUGGUAGUUUAUCUAUGUCAAAAUCGGUAUUAGCUGCUAUAGAACAAUACAAUUGUGGACAAGAUCUGAUACGUAUAGCUGCCAUCUUAAGUGUUUUAAAUACAUCAUCAAUUCUGAAAAAGAUUUCUCCUCAAUAUAAAUCUAUUCAUGGUGAUUUUAUGACAUUGUUGAAUAUAAUGAAUGCAAUAAUAGAAAAAAAGCGAAAUCUACCACCAAAUCAAUUUCAAGAUAAUACGGAAAUGAUCUGUGCACAACUUGAUCUAUCAUCCAUAGCACAUAUAUUGAAACGUGCGCUUGCUCGUUAUACAUUAUUUGAACAAUUUUUUCAAUUAUCAAAUGUCUAUUAUCAUCGAUCACAAAUGCGUUCAAAUCAAUGGGAAUUGAUUGCAAAAGCAUUAUUAACUGGUUUCUCAGAUAAUAUUUAUCUAUCGAUGAAAGAAUUACAAGGAAAAGCACAUCAUUUUACAUGUUAUAACGUACAAACAAGCGACAAGGAAAAAUUUGGCAUGAUCGAUUUAGCAUCAACACUAUCACGACCAAUAAGUGUAACACCAGUAUCAUUAAUCAUUGCACGCGAUAUAAGAUAUUCAUCGGCUGUUCGUUCAAUGGUCAUAUUAUCAUUUCUAGGUGAAAUUCAAUCUCAAUGGCUUAUGAAUCAAUUACAACGUGAAAUCUUGAUCACUGACAAUGAGAAAAAUCGAUUCGCUAAUGGAUUAUUAGCUCAGCUGAAAAACCAAUAUACAAUGGUACAUAUACAAAUUCAUAAUCAAUCAUUAAUAUUAAAAGGUCUAGCUAGUCAAGUAUUACCAUUAGAAUUACAUAUAUUGAAACAAUUGUUAAUUAAAGAAACAUUUGAUUUAAUACCGGAUAAUGAAAAAAAUGAAAAUCUUCUGCGUCAUAUUAAACAUUUAAGUACGGCAAUCCAUAUAUUUCAUCCAUUGAAAUGGCGUUGGUUAGCUGAAAAACAAGUUGAAAUAACAAUGAGAAACAAUCGACAUAAUAUUGAAAUUGUUAUUAAUGGCCGUGAUGCUAAUAACAAAGCGGUUAAAGAAGAAUUUCAAUCAUUUAUUGGUUGGUUAAAAGAAUCUGUUGCCGUACAUUUAAAUACAGGUGUAAAACCAUCAAUGUUAGAAGCUACUAACAAUCAAACAACAGAAAUAAAAGCUCGUAUUGAAGCUGUAACUGAUAGUAAAUUAGAAUAUAUACAUUUAUUACCACGUUUAAAAGGGCCAAAUGCAACUCGAGAAUCUCGAAUGGAAGUUGUUGCAUGGUUAGCCAUAUGUAAAUUUGAUUGUAAAUUAGAAGGUGGUUUUGUACGUGAUUGGAUUGUUGGUAAUUAUAGUUUUCAUCCUAAAACACCGCCGUCAUCAUGGCUUACGUAUCCAGCGAUAGCUAGCAACAAUAAGAUACCAAUAUUAGACAAAUCAAUUGUUCCAUCCGAUCUCGACUGUCAUUUACCUAGGAAACGUUAUUUUGAUAUAGAAAAAUUUUUAGAUUUAUUAUUUAAAUUUGAAAUCGAAACGAAAGUCUAUCGACAAGACUGGCGUUACAUACUACUAUUUGAUGAAAAUUCUAAAACAGGUCCAUUUACAAUGGAUCUUAUUGAACCCCAUGUUGUAUUGACUCACGAUCGUAUUGAUUUUGAUGUUAAUAAUUUAUAUGUUAAAUGUGAUUAUACAAAAGAAUUAGGUCAACGUAUUAACCUUGAACAAUUGAAUUGUUCACUAGAAUCCAUUGUUGAAAAUAUUCAUAAAAAACAAUUCCAGUUAUUAAAACACGACGAUUAUACAAUAACAACUCGUAUGCAAAAAAUGACGGAGCGUGGUUGGACAAAAAUUGGUGAAUUAAAUGCGUUUAUGCCUAAUCCAACAGCUGGUUAUAAAUAUGUUUUAAAACAAUUACCUAUAAACUCAACAUUGUAUAAAACAAUUGUUCAAAAUAUUGAAACAAAAAUAACAAAUGCCAAAGUCACAUCAGUUGAAGAAAUAAAUAAUCCUAAUUUAUCAUCAGCAUAUGCAGCAAUGAAAAAAUUAAUUGCGGAAGACUGUCCAGGUAAUAAUCCAAAUGAACAACAAUUGUAUCAUGGUACAAAAUUAGAAAAUGCUGAAAAUAUACUUCAACGAGGUUUUGAUGAUCGACAUUUUAGUUCUGGUGGCCUUUUUGGUCAUGGUGCUUAUUUUGCUGAUGAUCCAGCAAAAUCACACGGUUACACGGGUUUAACGCCAACACGAGUUAUGUUCUACAACAAAGUUAUAUUAGGUCGUCAAUUUGUAAAAAAUGAAGCGGAUAACAGUUUAAAUGCGGCACCGCCAGAUCAUCAUUCAGUUCGAGGUUACAAUGCACCCUAUAGAGAAUAUAUUGUAUAUCGAUAUGGACAAUCCUUACCAUAUCUGAAAAUUGUGUAUGCAGUCUGA